Coregonus sp. 'balchen' is the source of this 1444-nucleotide messenger RNA. NCBI's taxonomy places the organism in Eukaryota, Metazoa, Chordata, Actinopteri, Salmoniformes, Salmonidae. The record is from the annotation of a GenBank genome assembly.
AUGGACGCUCUUCACUCAGUCUUGAGUGCCCUGAGCACGAAACAGCAGGAUGAAAUCAACACCUUGGAGCAGCUGCGGGUUCUACUGUCCAAGGUUCCAGAGGAGCCUGCAGUGGCAGUCGGUGGCUACAGCGGCUCGGACAUAAAACGCUUCAUCGCCUGGCUUCUCUCUUUCCUCGAACAUCUCGCCGCCAUCAAAGAGACCUUUGACGAGAAAGUGGUAGUCCCUCUCUGUGAGAACCUGUACGUAAUUGACGAAGAUGAGAGCACUGCCGCUUCUUCUGAUAGGACUGUCCCUUUGACCUCUGACCCUCAAAGCCCGCCCCCUACGUCUGUGACCAAGGUGGCCAAUGAACUCCUUGUUCUCCGACGCAGAUGGGCUUUGAUGUUUGUCCCUGGUCCAAUCAAGGCAGAGAACUUCAGUCUACUGACCAAUGCUGAUGGGGCUGAGCUGUUCGCUGAGCGGUUCACUAAGCGGUUCGCCAAGGUCCAAUGGCUUGUACCGGAUAUCCUCUAUAAGAGCUCUAGGGCUGCCCAACUUGCCUAUCAGUGGGUGGAUCUGCACCAGCGUGGGCACAGGGGUAGAAGAGUAGGGGAUGGUGGGUUGGAGGUUAUCCACAUUGCCCCAAAGAGGUCUACUGGCCAGAGACGGGAAGCGAGUGAUGAACAUAUCCUGGUUGUGGUAGAAAGGAAACGGGCGGCCCAAGCCAGACUGAUGGAGUCUAGGAUGGAGCUCAUGGCUUUGGCCGGGAAAGAGCAUAGGGUGCUAGCUCUGGAGGUGAGGUUACAGAAGGCCACCUACAGGAUCCAGGACCUCCAGGCCAAGCUCCGACAGGAGAGGCUGAUGGUAGAAAGUGCAACCCAGCAGGAGGCCAGUGAUGUGGGGGAAAAAAGGAAGGCAGUGGAGCUGGUCCUCAACCCGAGUCUAGAGCUGGAAAGGAGGCUGAGGAUGGAAAGGUACCAUCGGAGGAUACUGCUGGGAGACAUGAUGAUGGAGCUUGAGAUUCGUCCAGUUCUCAUACGCUACACUGAUAUGGUGAGUGGAGAAGUGAGACAGAUUAUUCACAUUUCAUCUAGCUGGUAUUAUAUCCAUGUAAGGAUAGCAUCAGAGUCAUAACGAGUUGGCGUCAGACUCAGGCUGUCCUAAUAUGAACACUGUAUGUUUAACCUUAUGACAUAAAUGCUUAUACAAAACUGCCUAGUGUAAUUUCCUAUUUCCAUCAGCCUGGUUUAAUCUUGAAUAAUCUGAGCUGGAAUCUAAGCAUGUGAUAUACUGUAGUUUCAACCUGAACCCCAAGUUGUCAGUGUUCUAAUCUACUAUGCUCCCUAACUUCUAGGUGAGGGAUCGGUGCAGACAGCAGGAGGAGACUCUAUGGGCAACAGAGGGCAGUAUGGGCAGCAGGUUCCCUUCAAAGCCUGCUAGCCUCAGCCUCUCCAACCAGUGA